UAGUUUAAAAAUGAUUGUUGUAGUCCUGUAAUUUAGAGUUCGGUGAACAAAAUGAAACUGUAGAAAGGCACUCUAAUUUUCUUUCAACAGUUGAAGCAAAAGAUACAUUUCUAUCUUACAGUUAAGAACAUUGUUUUGAAUUUUCAUUAUAGCGUCAAUAUUCAAAAUAAUUAGUUUCAACUUGAUGACACAAACAUAUUUCAACAAAUAUGAAGGAAUAUGAAUGAAUAUUUAUUUAUUUAUUUAAACCUAGGAUAUUCUGUAUUAAAGGAAUGGCAUCUAUACAAGUAUUGAAGUAUCUCCCACUAGGCAUGUGUUUCUCGGGGGUUCUGCAAUUAGCUGGAUAUGUGUCUCCCGGAUGGAUCAGGUUCAAGCGUGAAGACUACAGCAUUCACACGAGCCUAUGGUACAUAGUGACAUGUACUGACACCUGUGAAACAAGUUAUUUUUAUAAGGAUUAUGAUGGGUAUCACCAAUAUAGGCCAUAUCAAAUACAAACGACCUUCGCUCUAUUAGCAUGUGUGGUUGCUGUCAUUUGUCUUAUAAAGACGAGAAAUACUACAGGUGCAAUAAUGGUAAAGUGGCUCACAAACGGUGCAUACUGUUCUUUGUUAUCAGGAAUCUUGUCUCUCGUACCAGCGGGAAGUCUCGCAGACAUUGUGCGUAUUGGUGGGGAUACUUUCCUGUUUCCGUAUUCGCUGCUUCUUACUGGACUCGGCGGAAGCCUUGCUUUGAUAAUAUCUCUCAUAUCUUUGUAUUCUGUACAGCCGAGGCAGACGACAAGUGAACCAGGAGUCCAUUUAUCUUCAAUGUGAUAACAUUGAUGAAAAAGUUACGUACAAUGAUGACAAAACUGUGAUUAAAAUAAUCAAAACCAAUUCCUACAGCUAUGUAUCAUAGUGAAUGUUGUCAUGUUAAUCUUUUAAAUAAUUUGAAAUUUAAAUUAUACAAUAUUUUGCAUCUUGUUCCGCAAAUGAGCGGCCCAGUCCAUUGUAUAUAACAUUAAAACCUUACGCAUGUAACAUAAUAUGUCUAUUAAUUCAAUCAGUUAUUGACAAGAGUGAAAAUAGACUACAUAAAAUAUAUUAUACCUCCUUAUUUAGUCAAACAAUCUAUGUAUACGAAUAAAACAGUAACAUGUAAUAAAAUACCUAUUUCAUUGUUUCUAAGAGUAAAUCAGUAUACUAGUACAUGUAAUAUUGUUCUUCUACUCAUGAAGUUCGAUGUUAAUAAAAGUAAAUCAGUAUACAUUCUGCUCACUCAAUCAGUUCAUUGUUUAUAAGGAUAUAUCAGUAUACAUGUAAUAAAAUACUUCUACUCAAUCAACUCUUUCAAUUAUUUGUAUGGAGGAAUUAAUAUGCAUGUUAUAAUGUACUUCUACUCAUUUAAUUUAUUGUUUAUAAGAGUAAAUCUGUUUAUUUUAUGCUAACUGGUGAAUACUGAAACAUAUCAGUGAGCUAUUUCUCUACAUCACUCACAGUGCCAAACUUCAUUUUUUUCCCGAAAAAGUAUCUCCCUUAAGAUAUAUUAUUUUAUUGCCUUCCUUUGGUGCCUUAAGAAUCACUGGUACCCUAUGGUUAUCUUUUCGUGUCAUGUACAGGUAAAACUCUCGUAUAGAACAAGCUAGCUAUAUCAAAGUUUUCAAAAGAAAAAAAUGUUAUGCUCUAGAAAUGCUACCUUCGUUGCUUGAACUUGCCAUUCAGUUAUGUUUAUACUUCCUCAACUAUUUAUCUGUUUAGGGUCGUUUGGUAGAUUAUACUGACGACAACACAUUAAGUUGGUUGUUGUCUUAGUUAAUUAUCACAAGACAUCAACUCAACUAUACGUAAUAUGCUAGUAUUUUGUCGAUGUAAUUGCCCAGCAAUUAAGGCUCCACCUCCGCCUUUCUGAAAAUAUUGACCACCCGCUUAGUUCAGUAGGGAGAGCAUUGGUCUACGGAUCGUGGAGUCGCGAGUUCGACCCCAGGGCGGGGCGUAUGUUCUCCGUCACGAUUUUAUAAAAGACAUUGUGUCUGAAAUCAUUCGUCCUUAUAAUUCAUGUGGGGAAGUUGGCAGUUACUUGCGGAGAACAGGUUUGUACUGGUACAAAAUCCAGAACACUGGUUAGGUUUACUGCCCGCCGAAACAUGACUGAAAAACUGUUGAAAAACGAUGUUAAAAAUAAAACAUACAAACAAACAAAUUGUGAAAAUAUUGAAUUAUCUCCCUUAUCGGUGAAGAUAUACAUUAUGAUGUCACACUGCAAUCAGAUAUCCUGUAUAUACAUAUAAUAAUGUAAUUCUACUCAUUCAGUUCAUUGUUUAUAAUAGGUUAGCAGUAUGUAUAUAAUAAAAUGCUUCUACUCAUUAAACUCAUUCUAUAUAAGAAGAAAUCAGUAUAUAUGUAAUAACGUACUUCUUCUACUUAUUCCAUUCAUUGUUUAUAGGAGUAUUUCAGAUUUCAAUCAUGGUGAAAUACGAAAUCAGAAUUUCAAAAAUAACAACAUUAUGACAAAUAAAAUCUUGGAUUCUA
Molecule: messenger RNA, 2510 nt
Organism: Mercenaria mercenaria
Lineage: Eukaryota; Metazoa; Mollusca; Bivalvia; Venerida; Veneridae
Exons: 3
Coding region: 273-815 (180 amino acids)
Source: RefSeq, a predicted model, not a curated record